CCGCAUUGCUUACCAUCGACAUCCUGUGAUCUCUUUGUUGAAGUUCCCUUUGUGUAGUGUUUGUACCUUCGACUUCCACGACAGAUCUAGUACAGAGUCAGCCUUCGCCUGCUCUCAGAAUUAUUACCUGUGUGAUAGAUCAUAGACUCUAUAGCUGUUACGCCUUCUUUUUCCAUCUCAGGUUACACCAUGGCAUCUCCCGCACAUUGCUUCUAUUGCUUUGAAAGCUUGGCUGCUUCGUUUAAACAUGAGGAACCUCCUAGCCUUGCUGCCAUAGAGAAUUCUUAUUGGCAAUUUAGUCAAUCUAAGAAACUGGCCGCCGUGGGAGACAAGGCCAUCGCCGGCGAAAAAGAGGAAGAAGUAACUGAACAGGCUGCAAAGCCACCUUAUAUAUCACGUCUCCAACAUGAUGAGCCAUCAGACUCGUCCAGUACGACAACCUUAUCGGCCACUUCAUCUCGCUCAGCGCUGUCAAAUUCAACCAAUUUAACCACACCAGAUGAAUCUUUAGACCCAAAUCGAAGCGAACUCUCAGAGGAAUCCUAUCCAGUAUUUGUAACGUGGAAUUUAAUUUCCAGACAUGGUCACAAAUCCCUUCGUGGUUGUGUUGGCACGUUUGAAGCACAAAAGCUCUCGCACGUCCUCAAAACCUAUGCACGCAUUUCCGCAUUUGAUGAUAUACGUUUCUCCCCAAUCCCUUCGUCACAGCUACCUUCCCUGUCAUGUUUUCUGACUCUACUUGGCAAUUUUGAGCCAUGCACGGACGCUUUGGAUUGGGAGCUAGGAAUACAUGGCCUCCGAAUUUCCUUCAUUUACAGAAACCGACGAUAUGGCUCCACAUACCUUCCAGAUGUCGCACCCGAGCAAGGGUGGUCAAAAGAGGAAACCGUAGAGAGCUUGAUGCGCAAAGCUGGCUGGGAUGGUGCUGGCAGUGGGAGCGUAGCAAAAAGAAUUCUUCGCGGAGGCAGUACUAGCGGGCCUACUAAUAAUCGAAAACCAUGGGAGGAAGUUUCCGAUUUCAAAGCUAUACGAUACCAAGGCCUAACAGCAGCCGCCGAUUAUAGUGAAUGGCAAGAAUGGAGGAAAUGGGUUGAAGCAGAUGAAUCGAGACUAGAAUUAUUGCAGCAGUCAUAAUCAAGACCCUCUAGAGGGCCGGGCGUGAAUACGGAGUACAAGCAAUUUAUAUCUACUUUUGUACCUUUUUUAAUGAAUCGAUGGAUCUAAACAUCUCACAUAUAAUAAAAAUGAGCUUAAUGCAACUUUCGGG
This is a messenger RNA of Talaromyces proteolyticus, 1267 nucleotides long. Its product is annotated as AMMECR1 family protein. The coding region runs from base 190 to 1134 and encodes 314 amino acids. Lineage: Eukaryota; Fungi; Ascomycota; Eurotiomycetes; Eurotiales; Trichocomaceae. The transcript has 3 exons. The record is from RefSeq and is a predicted model, not a curated record.